AAAUUUUCUUUGUCCCGCCUGUUUUUGUUGUGUAAUUAUUAUAUGAUCGUUGUGUGGUAAAAUUUGGGCCAUUUUAAAGGAUUACCCACGCGCAGAAAAUAAGGAAAUCAGAAAGGCGAUUUUUUGCUCCCAAAUUCCAAGUCAUUGUAUUGAAAAAUCGUUUUUCAAACCGAAAAGAAAAAAUGAGGGUAACUUGGAUGGUGGUUUGCGUUGUAUUUUUUCUUAGCCAAAUGUGCCCGGCAACCGCUGUACAUAAUAUUACAGAAGCACUGGCCGCACUCGCGCCAGUCUCCAUAGAAGACCCAGAAACGGAGAUAGUGUCAUCAAAGGACGAUUCUGGAACAAAUUUGUUGCUCAGAAACAUUGCGAGAAAAGUGGAUAAUCAAUACUGGCUGGUGGCCAUUCUAGUGACUCUUGGCUAUCGUUUGCAGUUCUGAUGCACGCUAACAUGAAUUCCAGUGAAUUUGAACAGAAUUACUGAUAAUAAACUGUAUAUAGAAAGUUUAGCCUCGCCUGCCUCGGUAAAAACGAAGUUUGAAUUAACGAACUUCCAGCGUACCUAUUCUUAAAUUAACAUGACUCUAAAAUGAACUUAUUUGAAGUGUUUAAAGGAACGACCAUCUAAUUGCGGGCGCAUAAAAAACUUUUCACAAAAUGGCGACCGUUUUAAAGGGAAGAGUUGUUUGUAAUUUUUUAUUUCGAAAUUUUCCGAGGGUAGUUUCCCGACCGGCUUUAGUAAAUUAUAGCACUGAGGUCGAGGCAGAUGUAGAAAAAAAGAAUAAGGAAUUAAAAGUAAUUUAUAACGUGGAAGAUCCACAACUGGCUAUCCUCAGUGGUGUUCCAGAGGAACAAUUGAAAACAAGAAAAGUUCAGAUAUUCUCACCUGCACAAAAUGCCAUGCAGUCCGGAUCAUUCAAUACCAGACUUUGGAGACUUGAGUUCAACACUCAAGAUCGCUGGGAGAACCCACUGAUGGGCUGGGCCUCAAGUGCUGAUCCUUUAUCAAAUAUGGUGGUGGAAUUUGGAUCAAAAGAAGAAGCCAUUAAUUACGUUGAGCGACAAGGUUGGGACUACGAAGUGGAGGAAAAGAAAGAACCAAAGACGAGGGAGAAAUCUUACGGUGCGAACUUUUCCUGGUCAAAGCGGACAAGAGUUUCAACGAAAUAAUAUUAAGACGAACUUUAGAUUUACCCAGCUUUGACAUCAAGUUGUUUAUUAUAUUGUAAAUGUCUAGUCUUGUAACAAAGUUUUCACUGGAAAGUUUUUUUGUCUGUUAUUGAAAGGAUUUGACGC
Dendronephthya gigantea is the source of this 1293-nucleotide messenger RNA. RefSeq names its product NADH dehydrogenase [ubiquinone] iron-sulfur protein 4, mitochondrial-like. Gene Ontology annotation, biological process: electron transport chain. The transcript has 5 exons. Bases 655 to 1167 code for a protein of 170 amino acids. The record is from RefSeq and is a predicted model, not a curated record. NCBI's taxonomy places the organism in Eukaryota, Metazoa, Cnidaria, Anthozoa, Malacalcyonacea, Nephtheidae.